GUAGAGUUGAUACUUGAAAAAUGUGCGAAAUGUGAUGGAAUGGAAGUCGUUCAAAUAUAACAUUUGUUUUGUUACACAUGAAGGAGCGCUUAGUAGGCCACUUAAUGGAAUUUAUCAUCAUGGAUACGAGUGAAGGCUCAAACCUAGCAUCCCAAGUCCUGUUGGAGAAGCUGGAGGGGGAAGCAAAUUCCAACCAGGAACAAAGCUGUCAAAUGGAGACCAACCUGCUCCUCAGGUUAGAAGUGAAAGACCUGAAGAAGAGACUGGAGGAAAAGGAAAACCGACUCAAUCAGGCUCAAGAUACUAUCAAGGCUAUGAGGAAUGAGAUCAACUCACUGCAGGAGUGUCUGGAUAUUGAGAAAAGGAAGUACCAGAGCCUGAUGGAACAACAUUCCCAGAGAUCCCCGUUUGUUCAACCUGACAGUGAAGCCAAGACCACGGCGUGUGUAGACCGACCCACCCUUCUCCUGUCCUGUGUGUCAGAGCCCACCCUCACAGGCCCUUCAAGUCCACCAUCACCGUUAGCCUCUACCUCAGAGCCCUCUCCCACAUACCCAUCCUGCAGUGGUGAUGUUGUGGAAAGGGACUGGCACACAACCUCAACAGCAACAACAACAACAACUAAAAGUGACGUAGACCUAUGCAGAGCCUCAAAGCCAAACCCCACCACCCUUUCAGACUCAGUCAGGAGCACACAAAGGUCUCCGCAACCUUCCCCACUGAGGAUGCUAUCAGUGACCCUGGAGGACUGCAGACACAAACUCCAGUCGGACGGAGUCUUCAAUGUUCAGUCAUUGGGACAUGACGAUGAUGACGAUGAUGAUGACUAUGAUGAUGAUGGUGGUGGUGGUGAUGAUGAUGACGAAGACUAUGCAGAUCACACCACUGAAAGUGAGAGAUACCAGUUUGGAUCUGAAGAUCUGAAGAAAAAAAGACUUUUGCCGUGCAGUCAGUGCACUAAGAAAUUCUCUCAAUUGAAUCACCUGAAAUUGCACCAGAGGAUGCACAACAGGAAACUCCUCCUCAAUAGUCCCUGUGCAUCCGAAGGAGAAGACCAGGGCCAGGAGAGGCUUAACGUAGAUGGUGCCUUUUGCUGCGACCAGUGCAGUAGAACAUUUUCUCAAUUCAGUGACCUUCAACGGCACCAGAGGACGCAUGAAAAUAUAAAAAACAGUCAGAUCCAAGGUCAUAAAUGCGACACAUGUGAAAAGAUUUUUUUACAUUCAUCCUCUCUCCGAAUUCACGAGAGGGUUCACACUGGAGAGAGACCUUACACCUGUACUGUUUGUGGAAAAGGGUUCACUCAGUUAGGCAACCUUAAAAAACACCACAGAAAACAUGAAAAGGAGUCCUCUUUGAGUCACACCACCGGCAUGCAAACUCAGGACACGCUCAGCAUGCCGCCAGGGGAUCAGAGCAAGUCUGGAAAAGUCUCUCAAUUUCGGAAAACCCACACAAGACCGUAUGCUUGUAGCGCUUGCGGAAAGGCCUUUUCUCAAUCGAGAAGCCUUCGAGCGCACAUUCGAACACACGAGGAAAAUAAGUCUGUGGUUGACGGUGCCAUUGAACGUCAGGCUGUGACCCUUGUUGCUCGUCCAAAGCCGCACAAGUGCGCCGACUGCGGCAAGGCUUUCUCUUUAAGGGCUCAGCUGCAGGUCCACCGGAGAAUACACACCGGCGAAAAACCUUAUGCUUGUGACGUCUGUGAAAAGGCCUUCAGUCAAUUAGCCGGUCUACAACGGCACCAGCUAUUACACCAUGACAAAGCUGGUAAGCAGAGAGUGUUUGAGUGUGACGUGUGUGAAAAGAAACUUCGGAGUUCAUCUGCGCUCCUCAUCCAUAAGGUCAAACAUCAGCCGUUAAAUGUGAGAGAGAGACCGUACUCUUGCACCCGGUGUGAGAAGAAGUUCAGCCUGCUGGAAUACCUCCGAAGUCACGAGCGAUAUCACUCCAUGGAGAAGCGAUAUCAGUGUUCUCAUUGUCAGAAGGCAUUCAUCACGCCAUCGAAACUUAGGCAGCACAUGCCCAAGCAUACCGGGGAGAAACCCUAUUCUUGUUCAAAGUGUUCGAAGGCCUUCAAAAGUCCUUCUGGACUUAAAGAGCACAUCAAACUCCACACAGGAGAGAUGCCUUACAGCUGUUUGAUUUGCAACAAAGUGUUCAAGUCCUUGUCAAAUCGCCAGGAGCAUAUGAGGACUCACUCCAGAGAAAGACCCUACCUCUGCCACAUCUGUGGCAGGGCAUUUCGGCGUGGCAGUUGUCUUAGUAAACACCAGAAAACACACACGGGUGACAAACCGCACGCGUGCACACACUGUGGCCAGAAGUUUUUGAAGUUGACGAACCUCAGAAGGCACCAGCUGCGGCACACAGGGCAGAGGCCUCACAUGUGCGCCUCGUGCGGCAAGACGUUCUCCCGCCUGGAGACCCUCAAGACACACGAGAGGGUUCACACGGGAGAGAGACCCUACCGCUGCAUCGUCUGUGACGAGCGCUUUGCCUACGUACAGAGCCUGCAGUCACACCAGAAGAGAGAGCACCAGAUACAAGACACACACUCUGUGAAUGGCAGGCGGCCGCAGCAGCAGCAGCAGCAGCGUGCUCGGUGUGUGGAGAGUUCUGAAGCACUACAGGACAUAGAGACCCACAGACCAGGUAUUCAAAAUGGAGGUGCAUUGGACGGCAUUGUUGACAGCCCUGUGUCUGAAGAGCAGUACAGACUAACCCCCACAGUCACAUUAGCUACAAGAGACAGCGACAACUCCACCAACUUGCCACUGAGCGGGGAGGUGCUUUGCGGGUAUUUUAAAUGGUAUAUAACAGAGCCAAGACAUUUCGAGUCUGAUUUGAGUGAUCAAGGAAACGACAUGGAAGGCAACGUUUCUUGCAAACGGAAAGGAAAAGAGAGGAGAUCAAUAGUGUGGUCUCAUUUCACGCUUUUGGGGGAAGACACUUCUAGGCCUACUGUUGUCUGUGUCCAUUGCAAAAAGACUCUGUACCAAUGCCAGGGUUCGACCACGUCCAUGCUCAAACAUCUAAAAGCACAGCAUGCCACUGAGAUUAAUCACACCGAUGGCCUCAAAUCGGAGUCUGAGCAGCAGUUGGAUCACCGUGCGGAGGAGACCGGUCCCAAUAUGGAGAGAAGAGGGAAGCGUUCCAUUGUGUGGCUUCAUUUUACACGUUUAGGGAAAGAUACUCUUGCCUGUCUUCACUGCAAGAAGAGACUGAGAUACCAUAACUCGACCACUUACAUGCACAGGCAUCUACAAGUACACCACCCCCACGUCAACAGCAAGGGCCGUCAGGAAACGACAUCAAGAACAUCAAGGACCCCGAAAAAGCUGUCUCAGCGGACCAAACAACAACCACUUGUGUUCAAGGGUGCGUCCGUGUCACCACAGGAGAGAGAUGUGGAGUCUAGCGAGGGCGUGGACGUCCAUUCCAAAGAUGGCCGACUCCUACAGCUGCAGGUGGAUGCGCUCCUGAAGCAGCUGGAGGGGAAAGAGAGACAACUCACACAGGCUUACCAGACGUUCCAGAACACAGUCAGAGCUCUGGGUGAGGACAUGAAGUCAAUACAGGAGCAGCUCGCUCAUCUGACCGAAGGGCACCAUGGUGCAGAGAAGGAGAGACCUUCCACUGUUCGGCACACUCAGUCCAUUGAGUACGAGGCAUGUGAGGACCGCCACCUGUUUGCCCUUUCCUGCACCUCUGAGCCCAAUUCUCCUGGUUUUGAUGACACGGCACAAAGGUCAUCCCAGGACCAGGAAGUCACUAUUAUCGGCCUGCUGACUCCUCCCUCCACAGCUGUUGCCAACAGUAACAGCAUCUUGGAGUUUGUAAACACAUUUAUGCAGACCGCUUAUACCGCUGAGGCCAACACCACCACCACCACCGCUGCAGACUCCGUCAGUGACCCAGAAAGACAACCAGCGCCCCUUCCUCUGAAGACACUGUUGGUGAGGCUGCAGGACUGCAGGCAUAAACUGGGACCAGAUGGCACUUUCACAGUUCACAGUGGAGAGAUGCCCGGCCGUCAGGAGGAGAAGGAUUUUGACGAUGACGAUGACGAUGAUGGUGAAGAUGGUGACGAUGAUGGUGGUGAAUAUGGUGGUGAUGAUGUUGUCUCAGAUUAUAAUUAUGAGUCAGACCCAGAUUAUGUCCCUGAAGAUGAUGCCAACAGUGAUCAAAACCCUGAAAAGUUUUUGCUCAAGUCUUGCAGGAAGAAGAUGAGUCAACAGGGAUCCUCACUGCAUGCGAUGCAGCACCCAGAGUCACCCCCUCAGAAAGCUUCUCUGGAAGUACAUGAGGGAAGUUCUUCAGAGGAAAGGCCCUUCAAAUGUCCCUUGUGUGAAGAGAGUUAUAGAUAUUGUCCGGACUACAUUCAGCACUUAAAAACCCAUAGCUCACCGACCUUCACACUGCAUGGUCAGCAAGAGAGGGAGGAUGACGACGAUGACGACGAUGAUGACAACGAUGAUGACGACGAUGAUGGCGACGAUGAUGACAACGAUGACGACGAUGACGACGAUAUCAACACCGAGAAAGAUCCGGAGGACAGCCUUGAAAAUGGUGGCAACAGUUACGACAGCCCUGAUAUGAGGUCAGAGGAGCGCUGCCAGCUUCCACCAAAUGGAGCUUCGUCUGCUCAACAUGAGGAGGAUGAUCUCGGCCAUCACAUGGAGGCUGAAGAGGAGGAGCUGUGUCAUGGCGAUGGUGUCAAUGAUGAGAUUGAUGGUGAUGGCAAUGAAGUGAACAAUGGUGAAGACACCAAUUACAACCUUGAAGAUGAUUGCAACAGUAAUGAUAACCCUGAAGAUGAGGCUUUUCAGUCUUCCUCUAAGGACGGCAACAACAUCUCGUCCGCAGACAACAUGGAGAACAACGAGAUCGGGGAUGUCACCGUUAAUCGAUGCCUCUCUCAACCGAAACGAGUCAAACCUUACCAGUGUCAAACCUGUGGAAGAAGGCUGAGUACGUCCGGCGCUCUUCACAUUCACCAAAGACAACACAGUGGAGAGAAAGUCCACUGCGAGCGAGACGCCAGAGGACGGAAAGUGUACAAGUGUGCAAAGUGCGACAAGUCGUUCGUGGGCGUCACCCUUUUUCACGUUCAUCAGAGUACGCACCUGGGCGAGAGACCAUACGUUUGCCCUCGGUGCAAGAAGACCUUUGUCUAUCCCACCGGUCUCCGGGUGCACCAGAAUUUCCACUGCAAAGAAUGGCCCCAGCAGCAGGUGGAGGCUGCGGGCGACGGAGGCCCUCAAACGCCCUCGGCCCGCGCCCGAAGGAGGAGGACGUACGCGCACGCGUGCGCGCAGUGCCCGAUGACGUUCUAUCAGAAGUGCUCGCUGAGGGUUCACGAGAGAAGUCACUCGGACGAGAGACCUUUGGAGUGUCCGCUGUGCGGCAAGCGUCUUAAACACGCCGGCACCCUCAGGGAGCAUUUGAAAACGCACGACGGGCGGAAACGGCAUCUCUGCGAUAGCUGCGGCAAGUCUUUUCCGCGCUGGGGCAGCCUGAGAAGGCACCUCGCGUUGCACACGGGCGAAAAGCCGUACAAAUGCUCGGUGUGCGACAAACGGUAUCAUCUUCAGCAGAGCUUAAAUACACACAUGCUUAACCACUCUGAAGACCGUCCUUUUCGAUGCGGCGUAUGUGACAAGGGAUUCACGAGGCUACACCUCGUCCAGAAACACGAGCGGGUCCACACCAAGGAGAAACCGUACCGCUGCUCCAUUUGUUUGAAGAACUUUGGUUACCAGGAGUCACUGUACAUGCACCAGAAACGAUUUCACUCUGCGUUAGGGCAUUAAGACCACCUGUGGUGCAUACUAGGGGACAUGGGGGGCUUGAUCACACAAGGUCACUGACUGCACAGUGUCCACACCCUGCCUACUCUACGAUAACUUCUUCUUGAUAAAACGGUGUAGGGGGGAGGGUGAACUGCUUCAGACUUCAGGGUCCUUCUUGUCUGCCAAGCAAAUGUUGGACGAACUCCAACUUCUCCAAGACCAGUGCCUGUGUAUGUAACAAA
Molecule: messenger RNA, 6037 nt
Organism: Sardina pilchardus (European sardine)
Lineage: Eukaryota; Metazoa; Chordata; Actinopteri; Clupeiformes; Clupeidae
Exons: 19
Coding region: 78-5816 (1912 amino acids)
Biological process (GO): regulation of transcription by RNA polymerase II
Cellular component (GO): nucleus
Molecular function (GO): RNA polymerase II transcription regulatory region sequence-specific DNA binding; DNA-binding transcription factor activity, RNA polymerase II-specific
Source: RefSeq, a predicted model, not a curated record